GACAUUUUGAAAUGGACGCAAACAAUUAAAUAAUCUACACACAAAUAAAUGUUCUAUUUGAAUGCUUAAAUUUCAUUUUGCUCACAUUGUAAAAGUGUCAUAUUGCUGCUCUCCUUCUAAAACCUCUUUUCUCCAUAUUUCGUGGUUUUUAUAUUUUGUCACCCUUUAUGUUUUUCACUGGGUUUUGCAAAUAUUUAACCAAUAGAAAGUAUUAAAAAGUGCUUGUCAACUUUGACAACUCAACAGUGUUUUUUCCAUUUCCUGAAAAAAACAGUGAAUUGGGACAUCCGAGGUUUCAGAAGGACAGCAACGAAAUGGACUUAUUACUUGGAAUAUAGCUCGGGUCACAGCUUUAUAUGCAUCUAACUGUGUAGAAAAGAAUGUUCUGUAAAUAAAUCUAAGAUGCCCCAAAUAUUUCAAUAUUUUUUAUUUGAUUUCUUUUCUUUGUUUUUUAUUGUUUUACUUUUAACUCUUUCAUGCACCCUAUCCUCUGCUGAACUGUAGUAGUCGGGGCAUGCUCUGUAUGCGCUCUGGGGUCGUGCUCAGCUGGCUGCGAGAGCCGUGUGUGUGUGUGUGUGUGUGUGUGUGUGUUGGUUUAGUUUGUGAGAUCAGUUGGUGAGACCCCAUCCCAUCUCUCCUCUUGCUUUCAGUGAAGACAGGUGGAAUCCUUUACUUACAGAAGACAUUUCUGGACCGACCCUGCUUCAGUGAGUGGUCUGCACCUUUGGAAUCAUGGGAGUGACCCAUGGAAAGAAAGCAGAUCAUAACCAUCAGAAUCUGAAUUCCGGCUGUGCUCAACCACUUAUGGGACCUGGUGAAUCAAAUCCAGUAUCUGAUUUUGGAUUUGUGAUGGACUCUGAUCAGAGGUGGGGUGCAGAAGAGGAUUUUGACCACAGGCAUCUGCUUCCCAAACAAACGCACAGCGGUUACUAUGAUGAGCUCAUCAGGCCCAAAAAGAUCCCCAAUCCCAUCAAAGCAUCCAAAAGCCACCGGGAACUCCACAGAGAGCUGAACAUUACACAGAAGAGAGGAGUGAUGGAGGAGAAGCCCGAGUUACAGAAGGUUCUGGAACAAAGGAACAGAAUUCAGGCUCUGAAGCAGCAGAAAAAACAGGAUGUGGAAAAGUCUCCCUUGAAGCAGGAGUUAUUUAAGAGGCAAACGAGAUUAGAGAAGCUUGAGAGAGAGGCAGAAAAGCAGAGUGAGAUGUCACAGGCUGCACCUGAGUUCAUCAGAGUUAAAGAGAAUCUGAAGAGCACCGCCGUCAUAAGCACUGUGGAGAAGGAGCAUCAACUGAACAUCAGUUUACAUUAACGUUAACGUCAGAUGCCUGUGAACAUCUGGGAACAGAACAGUAUAUUCAACCAGGACACUUGUUUGAAUGAAGAUUAUGAUAACAAAUGAUGAUGCAUUUUUCUGCACGCUUGGGUCAAGCGUAAUAUACUUUUUGAGUCAGUAUUACAAAAUUGUUUUAAACACUAUUUUGAUUAAGACAUAGUAAGUUGCACCAAUACGAAAGCAUUAAAUUUUUGACUUUGCAUACUACAGUAUUUCACAUUCUAUUUAAAAUGAAUAGUGGGUAGUAUAUAUAUAGUACACACUACACAGUACUCUUGUUUUAUAUUUCAAACAUAAGCAUUCAAAUAGAAUUCUCACUUUGAUCAGCUGUUUAAAAAUAUUUCAAGUGAACAUCUUUUCGAAUCAUAUGAUGACAUGACUCACAUAUUUUUUACCUCACAGAUGUGCUGGAGUAAAGACACAGAAUUCGCUUGUAAAUGUGUUUUAUAUAUGUA
Messenger RNA from Triplophysa rosa, 1790 nucleotides. Its product is annotated as protein FAM107B. Bases 733 to 1311 code for a protein of 192 amino acids. The record is from RefSeq and is a predicted model, not a curated record. The transcript is spliced from 5 exons. Gene Ontology annotation, biological process: regulation of actin cytoskeleton organization; actin filament polymerization; actin filament bundle assembly. NCBI's taxonomy places the organism in Eukaryota, Metazoa, Chordata, Actinopteri, Cypriniformes, Nemacheilidae. Gene Ontology annotation, cellular component: neuron projection; stress fiber; synapse.